AUGGAAAUUGAAAUUGGGUAUCGAGCGAUCACAAGUGCUUACUACCGAGGAGCGGUUGGUGCUCUACUAGUAUACGAUGUAACCCGUCAUGCUACUUUUGACAGCAACGAGAGGUGGUUGAAAGAGUUGAGAGACCACACCGACCCAAACACUGUUGUGAUGCUAAUCGGCAACAAAUCAGACCUCCGUCACCUACUUGCUGUGUCUACCGAAGAUGGGAAGGCAUUAGCCGAAAAAGAGUCCCUCUAUUUCAUGGAGACUUCUGCAUUGGAAGCAACCAAUGUUGAAAAUGCUUUUAGUGAAGUGAUUACACAGAUUUACCGAAUUGUGAGCAAGAAAGCGGUUGAAGCUGGAGACGAGGGUGCUUCUGCAUCGGUUCCUUCAAAAGGAGCAACGAUCGAUGUCACGGAUGCAUCGUCGGGUGGUAAAGGGUUCGGGUGUUGCUCGAAUUAGGUGUUGGUUUGUAUUGUCUUCAGUCUUGUUCUGCAUCAAGGAGUGUUUGAGAAUCUUGAGCAGGUCAAAGGGGUGUGUGAUAGUUUAAGAUUUAUGAACGGGUCUUGAUCUAGAAUGUGAAAUAUAUUGAACUUGACUAUUUAUUUUUAUUUUCGAUUUAAGUUAAGAAU
This is a messenger RNA of Helianthus annuus (common sunflower), 623 nucleotides long. RefSeq names its product ras-related protein Rab11D. Bases 1 to 453 code for a protein of 150 amino acids. Gene Ontology annotation, cellular component: endosome. NCBI's taxonomy places the organism in Eukaryota, Viridiplantae, Streptophyta, Magnoliopsida, Asterales, Asteraceae. The transcript has 2 exons. The record is from RefSeq and is a predicted model, not a curated record. Gene Ontology annotation, molecular function: GTPase activity; GTP binding.